This is a messenger RNA of Eruca vesicaria subsp. sativa (arugula), 749 nucleotides long. NCBI's taxonomy places the organism in Eukaryota, Viridiplantae, Streptophyta, Magnoliopsida, Brassicales, Brassicaceae. The record is from the annotation of a GenBank genome assembly.
UUGUAGAGUAGAAAGCGCUGUUCUGUAGCGAUCGAAAUAACGGAAGAAUGGGACUUCUAAGCAUCAUUCGGAAAAUCAAGAAGAAAGAGAAGGAGAUGCGUAUUCUCAUGGUUGGACUUGAUAACUCUGGGAAGACGACGAUUGUCCUGAAAAUGAACGGAGAAGACACAAGCGUGAUCAGUCCAACUCUUGGAUUCAACAUCAAAACCAUUAUUUACCAAAAGUAUACUUUGAAUAUAUGGGAUGUAGGUGGGCAAAAGACUAUAAGAUCUUACUGGAGAAACUACUUUGAGCAGACUGAUGGGUUGGUUUGGGUUGUUGAUAGCUCUGAUCUCAGGAGGCUUGAUGAUUGCAAGCUCGAGCUUGACAAUCUCUUGAAGGAAGAGAGGCUUGCUGGGUCAUCUUUGCUGAUACUAGCAAAUAAACAGGAUAUUCAAGGUGCUCUUACACCUGAAGAGAUUGGCAAAGUGCUAAACUUAGAGUCCAUGGAUAAAAGCAGGCACUGGAGAAUUGUGGGUUGCAGUGCAUACACAGGUGAAGGUUUGUUGGAAGGAUUCGAUUGGUUGGUUCAAGACAUUGCCUCCAGAAUCUACAUGCUUGACUAAUCUAUGUGUUCCUCGACGAUCCAGUUUAAUAGACACAACACAUUGUGCAUAUCAAACCUGUUCUUUUAUUACCAUUAGCUUUAUUCUGCUCAAGUGACUUCAUAUCUGCACUGUAGUUUUUCUUUAACAAUGAUUCAACAAACA